Molecule: messenger RNA, 998 nt
Organism: Papilio xuthus (Asian swallowtail)
Lineage: Eukaryota; Metazoa; Arthropoda; Insecta; Lepidoptera; Papilionidae
Gene: Nep1
Product: Nep1 protein
Exons: 3
Coding region: 236-946 (236 amino acids)
Biological process (GO): rRNA base methylation
Cellular component (GO): nucleus; small-subunit processome
Molecular function (GO): rRNA binding; rRNA (pseudouridine) methyltransferase activity
Source: RefSeq, a predicted model, not a curated record
UCAACGUCAAUAUCUAUCAAAUUCAAGCACGUGGAGACGUUAAGGUUUUGUUUUGUGUAUACUUAAAAAAUUACUUACUGAAAAGGACAUAUCUUUUAUGGCAAAUGAUCAGAUUUUUAUAAAAAAUUAAGAAGGGGAUAAAGGAAACUAUAACCAAGAACAUAUUUUACCUUGAACGACGUCAAAUUGUCUAACUCAGACCCUGCAAAUUGUGCCUGCAUAUUAGAAUUCAAAAAUGGGAAAGAAAAGGAAGUUAGCAGCCAAUAAAGAUGACUUUGAAUAUGAUCCUAUUCCUAAACAUUUAGUUACAUCACAUAUAAAAAAGCAAGAAAAGCGUUUAAUUGUAAUAUUAGAGAACGCUCAGCUUGAAACUGUUAAGAAUGGCAACAGUUUUGAACUUCUGAAUUGUGAUGAUCAUGCUGGUAUAUUGCGUAGAAAUGACAGAGAUCCUGGGUCAUGCCGUCCGGACAUCACUCAUCAGUCAUUACUGAUGUUGAUGGACUCACCUUUAAACAGAGCUGGCCUUUUGCAAGUAUAUAUUCACACAGAAAAAAAUGUUCUCAUUGAAAUCAAUCCACAGACUAGGAUACCAAGGACUUUUAAAAGAUUUGCUGGAUUAAUGGUUCAACUUCUUCAUAAAUUUGCGAUAAGAGCAUCUGAUGGACCCAUGAAAUUAUUAAAAGUUAUAAAGAAUCCUAUAACAUCACACUUACCUGUAGGGGUAAGAAAAAUAACAAUGUCAUUCAGCUCCAAAAUGGUACAAACAUGUAGAGACUUGGUACCAAAAGAGGAGCCAAUAGUACUUAUAAUUGGGGCCAUGGCGCAUGGCAAAGUGGAAGUGGAUUAUUCCGAAGAUGUUCUAUCAAUCAGUAAUUAUCCUUUAUCAGCCGCCUUAACAUGUGCAAAACUGUGCACAGCAUUUGAGGAAGUUUGGGGAGUCGUGUAAUAAGUAUAAUUAUAAUAUUAAAGAAUUUAAUUAUAAUUAACAAAUAAAAGAA